AUGGACCACGCCAGCCCAAAUUCACUUUAUGUGCAGACUGGCGCAAACCAAGUCUGUACAGCAUUGGGGAUCAAAAUCUCGGCGAAUGGACAAGUGGUAAUAACGGCUAAAAAUGCUGGUUUUGAUUCGCUGUUCAUUGAUAUGGAGCAUGGCUGGCUCUCCCUUGAACAAGUGAGUAACCUUUGCCACGUUGGACUUUUGUCUGGGAUAACGCCCUUUGUUCGUGUGCCUCAUCAAUGUGGCAAUGGGUUUGUUCAGCGUGUUCUUGAUGGAGGCGCGAUGGGGAUUAUUUUCCCUCAUAUCCAUUCGGAAGACGAUGCCAAGAAUGCAGUGCGCAUAUGCAAAUAUCCACCCAAAGGUUGUCGGUCAAUGACAGGUCAGCUUCCCCAGUUCGGUCUUCGGGGAAUGCCCAUAGAGACCACUAUUAAAUUCGCAAAUCAAUCCUUGUCAACCGUAUUUGUCAUGAUCGAAAGUGCAGAUGCCGUCGAGAACGUCCUGGAAAUUGCAGCUGUGGACGGCGUUGAUGUUGUUUUGGUUGGGUCUACGGAUCUGUCUAUUGAUCUCGGAGUGGGAGGUCAAUUCGAUCAUCCGAAAUACAGACAUGCGCUCAUAAAAGUUAGCGAGGCUUGUAGGGCGAAAGGGAAAAUCAUGGGCUUGGCUGGAGUAUACGACUCUCCGGAAAUUCAUACGUGGGCAAUCAAUGAUCUGGGAGUAAAAUUUAUGCUGGUCCAGCAGGAUACUUCACUCCUAUCCCAGGGCGCUGUCCGAGCUGUGAAAGCAGUACCUGCAGUCAAUAGCAAUUGUAUGUAA
Molecule: messenger RNA, 810 nt
Organism: Penicillium waksmanii
Lineage: Eukaryota; Fungi; Ascomycota; Eurotiomycetes; Eurotiales; Aspergillaceae
Product: HpcH/HpaI aldolase family protein
Exons: 2
Coding region: 1-810 (269 amino acids)
Cellular component (GO): cytoplasm
Molecular function (GO): aldehyde-lyase activity
Source: RefSeq, a predicted model, not a curated record